CUGGCAACGUUGUUACCCUAUUCUCUUUCUUCCAGGCCCGCAUGUCUUUCUCAAAAUACAACGUGAACGCGUUGACUGACCCCCUGUCCGUUCUGCCCUCGCCCAUUAUUCGCCGCCCCAGGCAGAACAGCGUGUUUGUGGGCAGUCCCGGUGCAUUGGCUGCCCUCACGAUGGGCGCACCGCCGCCCAGACGGGUCAAGUCAGCCGUUGAUAUACAACAUCUGCUCAUCGCGUCAGAUCGGAUAUCGCCGACUGGGAACAGGAAAGAUGGCGAAUACCAAAAAUUGAUUCAACAAUGUGUUAAACAAUCUAACAGUCUGUUAAGGAAUGGUGAUUACGGCCAUUACAUAAUACCCGUGCCGAUCUCUCAGACCGUCGGCAGUCUUUGA
Messenger RNA from Acanthoscelides obtectus, 389 nucleotides. The record is from the annotation of a GenBank genome assembly. Lineage: Eukaryota; Metazoa; Arthropoda; Insecta; Coleoptera; Chrysomelidae.